This is a messenger RNA of Pseudogymnoascus verrucosus, 1778 nucleotides long. RefSeq lists its product as uncharacterized. Lineage: Eukaryota; Fungi; Ascomycota; Leotiomycetes; Thelebolales; Thelebolaceae. The transcript is spliced from 4 exons. The record is from RefSeq and is a predicted model, not a curated record. Gene Ontology annotation, cellular component: nucleus. Bases 55 to 1776 code for a protein of 573 amino acids. Gene Ontology annotation, biological process: DNA-templated transcription. Gene Ontology annotation, molecular function: DNA binding; zinc ion binding.
AUCAGUGCGAAAGAAAAUGCAAAUACCUCAUCAGUACCAUUAGAUGGCGGUUAUAUGAAGUAUAAUAAUAUAGGCGCGGGAAACUAUGUUGGUAGCUCCCAUUGGGCAGCAGUUCUCAACUCGAUUUCAGAGCUAAAGGGGAAUGUUGAGGAAGAAGACAUCCGUAGUAUUGAGACACAUCCACAAAAUCCAGACUCUUCGAGUUCGCCAGGGCUUCUGUAUGGCUGUCAACGGGCCACAAAAGCUGAGAUACUAUCUAGAAUUCCUCCUCGACGAGCAGCAGACAGGCUUGUAUCCAGGUAUUUGACUCUAGAUAUCCCAUCUGGGAUUUUUCAUCGUGGCCAGUUUCUUACUGAAUAUGAUAAUUUCUGGAAAGAUCCAUCUGGCACUCCAAUUAUGUGGAUUUGUCUACUGUUCACCAUCCUGUGUCUUGGGGAGCUCCAUCAACACUCUCAAACGCCCACGAGCAACACCCCUCAAAUACCAACGUUCGACAGCAGUCCUACUAGUUCUAUGAACGUAUUCAGAGAGAAAAUUGUCCAGUGUCUCAUGUUGGGUAAAUAUACCAAAGGAGGGCCCUACGUGAUUGAGAGUUUGAUACAGUACUCCAUGAUCGAACAUUUCCUUCGCCGGGAUGCGCAGUUCGAAAUUUGGAUCUUGCUUGGGAUGCUUAUUCCCAUCGCUCUUCGCAUGGGACUACACAGGGAUCCCAAGCAUUUUGGUGAGAUACCUGUCUUUGCAGGUGAGAUGCGGCGAAGAGUUUGGGCAACAAUUUUUCAAAUUGACGUUGGUUUCUCGGCGCUAGCCGGAUUGCCUCGUAUGAUCAAACCACAACAGUGUGAUACGGAGGAACCCCGUAAUCUGCUGGACUCCGACUUUGACGAGAAAACUUUGGAGCUUCCGAAGUCACGGCCGGAGUCAGAAUCUACGCCAGUUUUGUUCCUUCUGGCGAAGAACAGAAUAAUCUCUGUUGGGGGCCUUAUUAGUGACUUAGCACAUGAUAUACGGCCUUAUCCUUAUACCGAACUGAUGAGAUUUGAGGAGUUGCUUCAGAAUACUCGAGACUCCCUUCCGGAGAGUCUGCGAUGGCAGCCGCUAUCACAGUCGAUUACAGAAAGCCCGCAGACUAUUAUGCAAAGGGUAUACCUUGAUAUGUUUUUCUACAAAAUGCAGAUUAUCUUGUACAAGAGAUAUUUAUCGGCCUCAAUGACGCAGCCUCAAUAUACCCAUGCGCGAGAAGUUUGCUUGGAUUCAGCAAUAAAGAUUUUGGAGUAUCAACACCUGGUUGAUGAGGAGACGCAACUAGAUGGUCGACUGUCCUCAAUUGGAUGGACAUAUUCUUUAAUCCUCAACAACAACUUUAUGCUUGCCGCCAGCGUUCUAUGCUUCUAUAUUAAGCAAUACAGCGGAUAUGACAAGGAUAUUAUUGAUGAGGAGACAUUUCAGAAGAUCCAAGCACUUUUGAGAAAGUCGCAUGACAUCUGGCUCCGCUCUAGCUCUGUAUCGAAUGAAGCCCAGAAGGCGGUUAAAUCACUGGGUAUAAUUCUUGGAAUUUGCUCUAGCGAGGAUGGAGAAAUUGCCAACCAAUUGUUUGGAGACUCAGAAGACUUUUUUGCCCAAUCAACAAUCCAGCUGGUUGGCCUGUCUAUCAAGAACUUAACUCACCGCAGAUUAUUUACCAUGCUCCAACCUGGCCGUCUUUUACAACGAUUGAAUAAGGGGCUCAUAUCAUCCUUUCAAACACCAAAUAUAACAAACUCAGCUCACGCAUUGUAACA